AUGACAUUAGCCAGUACACCGCACUGUGGGCCAGGUGGAAGUGGUGGUGGUGGUGGUGGUGGUGGUGGUGGUGGUGGUGGUGGUGGUGCUGGUGGUGGUGGUGGUGGUGGUGGUGGUGGUGCUGGCGGUGGUCCACCACCUCCCCGACUCCAGCGAUGAGGAUCAGGACUACACCUGCCCUCACUGCGAUUGCACCUUCACCUCACACAUCGGCCUGGUCGGUCACUUGCGAAUCCAUCGCACAGAGACUGGCGAACCAGCGCCUGGAGCACCAACCUACACCCACCGCACUCGCCUUCACUGCCCACACUGCCCUCGUACUUUCACGCAUCGCAUGGGCGUAUUCAGCCACAUGCGCAUCCACGAGAGCGGAAUUGACCGCAACUCCGACACACCCACGACACCCAGCACAUCCACCACGCCCACUCCCACCCUCGCUCCAUCGCCCUGCGCGCCCACCACCACCACCACCAUCAGCGCCUCCUCCGUAGUUGACACUGACACCGCCGACUUCAUCUGCACACCCUGUUCACGCACACUGUUCACGCAUCGGCCUGGUCGGUCACUUGCGAAUCCAUCGCACAGAGCCUGGCGAACUAGUGCCUGGAACACCAAACUAUACCCACCACGCUCGACUCAACUGCCCACACUGCCCUCGCACUUUCACGCAUCGCAUGGGCCUAUUCGGCCACAUGCGCAUCCACGGGAGCGGCAUUGACCGCACUCCCGACACACCCACCACAUCCAACACAUCCACCGUGCACACCCCCACCCUCGCUCCAUCCGUCCGCACCACCACCAAAGCCUCCUCUGUCGCUGACACUGACACCGCCGACCUCAUCUGCCCACACUGUUCACGCACAUUCACCUCACGCAUCGGCCUGGUCGGUCACUUGCGAAUCCAUCGCACACAGAAUGUCGAACCAGUGCCUGGAGCACCAACCUAUACCCACCAAGCUCGUCUCAACUGCCCACACUGCCCUCGCACUUUCAGGCAUCGCAUGGGCCUAUUCGGCCACAUACGAAUCCACGACGACCUGCGGUAGACAACCGCCGGUUACACCGCACAUCCACGCACUCCCUACCUUCCUCCACCAUCACCACCACACAACAACACGCACACAUCGCAAGCACCCAACUGCCACCUCCCACGCAAGUGGGAAGUGUGCAUCUCGACUCGGUCCCCAUGCGGCUUCGGCUGCACGGGUGACUUGAGUCCGAGACUAUCCCGACACGCCAAGCGUCGUGGAUAGGAAGGCUGUUGACUGACGCCCGCACUCGGUCCACGCAGUUCGUCGCGUUGUGUGUGUGUUGUGUGGAGUGGCGGACUGGUGGGCUGGGGACGGGCUGAAGCAGCACCUUCCACGGCCCUCUCACGCAAGUGAGAGACACGCCGUUCAACCCCCGUUGUGUGAAAUCCUGGUGUUUGUGUGUAUGGGGAGCCAGGUCGUUCGUCGGCGCGCGCAGUCAUGGUCAAUCGACCAUGACAGCCACCGCGCCCAUUCCCCACUCCAGUCUGCUGACCGGCUCGGACAGUGGCUGGGGUGUGGGGAUGGGAAGGGAGAGUGAGGUCGACGACUCAGCGCAUUUUCCUCACUAUAAACAAUCUGACGCGCUUGAAGCUAUCACGGUGCGCUAAAAGCCGUGGCUUGGAAUGUUGCCAACUGACGGGGUACCUUGGACCUCCUCCUUGACUGGAGGCGGUCUGAGAGUCAGGCUGCAAUGGCUCCUUUUUAAUGUGGCCUUUAUGGCACUCCUACCACAGUGUGGGAUCCGAGCCAGGCGUUGGCGGUACGCCUAGGUGCGGCUUCGGCCGUGCCAGCCUCCAAAUCUCUGUUGUGUUGGUUGAAAUCCUGGUUAUUUGUUGUGUGGACCAGGGGGUGUGGUGGAACGCCAAGGUGAGGAUCCGUCCGAGCCAUCAACCUGCGGCCUCCCUCGUCUCCGGUCUUAUUGACUCUGUCUUGACACCGGGCUUUGGCGAGGGAGGAGGAGAGAGUGUAGGUAGAUGCUACGCAAGUCUACCGGCACUAUAAACCCCUGCGUAUGUCACCGUCCCUGCUCCCAUUGCUGCAGUAACUGUGGGGCACACGGUGGACAUCAUCGAAAUCGAUGGUCGAACUGUCGGUGGUGGUGGUGGUGGUGGUGGUGGUGGUGGUGGUGGUGGUGGUGGUGGUGGUGGUGGUGGCGGCGGCGGCGGCGGCGGCGGCGGCGGCGGCGGCGGCGGCGGCGGCGGCGGCGGCGGCGGCGGCGGCUGUCAUUGUUGUGUAUGGAACAGGGAAGACUGGUUAUAGGCGAGACGUGCAUUUAAGCAUUUGAGACAGCACAAGUGGAGAGACUCAGGAGACACGAUGCGGUAUAUCGCAUGAGGAAUAUAUCAUGCGUCAAAGGGUAGCCAAUCAGGAGAUAGGAAUUCUGAACAAGCUUCCGUGGCAUUGCCCGUUCGCUUUUCACGCGCAUGUGACGUGAGUCUAGACGGUACGGGCAGCCUACAGUAUAAUGGUAGGUGUUGGUGAUGGUGGGGUGCAGGGCGUCCAGUUGUGGGUCCCCGUGACGGACGUAGUAGUUCGCUCACUUGCUUGCAGGUGUAGGCUACGCCUAGCGCCCAUUUACUGACAUCCAACUCCCAUAUGUGGCUUUCCUAAGCUAGACUAUGCCUACGGGCCCCAACACCGUAAUCGCUUCGCCCGGCGGGGUAAACCAAUUGAGGAUAUCCGUGUAUGCAUCUCCACACACUGUAACUCGGCUCCAACCCCACCAUCGCUGGCCGGACGGAUCACCGCAUCGCCACCUUCAAGAUUAAAUUCCGUCUGCAACCACACUGUAGGCCAGAAGUUAAGUGCCCCUCCCCCCACAGGCAAGCCGAAUACUGCUCCGUUAUCUUUGCUUUUUGCUUGUUCUUUCCUGUGUGCCUUUAUUUGCUUGAUUGUUUUUAUCGAUGUUGUAAACUAAAUACCGUUCUGUUGAAUACCGUACUGUUAAAUUUUUCUGCCCACCGUUUAUAUUUAAGCAACCACUUAUCUUAAAAAGGGGCAGGAAAGCUCUGCAUCGCGUCUCUCUACCCUUGCCACUCUACCUUCAAGCCCUACGGCGUGAGUGCCAGCGAUCUCCUAGGCGGCCCAGACUAACUCGAGUCGUUCUCCCACUAAACCAAAUUCGUGGCCUAUAGUGGAAUUCGGCAGCCGUCUGGGAUGACUUAGCAACCUUAUUUAGAGAGAGCACUGCUCACCCCGCGAGAGGAGGCAGCUGGAAAAGGUGCCCUAAACAGACACUGGGAUUCACGUCGUCUGCAGGCUGACCAUGUGCCGCAGACGCAAAACAUACGGUCGAAACAGCCAGACAAGAAACAGCUCUCUCUCUUCCUCUUCUUCCUCCUCCUCCUCCUCCUCCUCCUCCUUCUCCCCCCCCCUCCCCUCCGUCCCACCCCACAGGCUGGUAGGGUGAGCCCGAUCACUCUGAAAACCCGGAAUGUUCGUUCCGUUUAGACAAUCCGAGGAUCGAACAACCAGAACGGAGGACGGUGCUAGUUGCUCGGGAAUCGGCGCGCUACAAGGUGAACAUUGCCGCACCCAGCGAGACCCACCUACCCGAACAAGACCAACUGGAAGUGGUGGGUGCCGGCUACAUCUUCUUCUGGAGUGGUCGCCCCAAGGCAGAACGACGGGGUGCGGGCGUCUCCUUUGUUAUCCGGAACGACAUCGUGGGACGACUGCCCUGUCUGCCGCAGGGCAUCAACGAUCGUCUGAUGAGCCUCCGCCUGCCUCUCCGGGAGGCUAAUUCGCCACCAUCGUCAGUGUCCACGCUCCCCGAUGAGCAGCCUUGA
Spirometra erinaceieuropaei is the source of this 3820-nucleotide messenger RNA. The record is from the annotation of a GenBank genome assembly. NCBI's taxonomy places the organism in Eukaryota, Metazoa, Platyhelminthes, Cestoda, Diphyllobothriidea, Diphyllobothriidae.